Molecule: messenger RNA, 615 nt
Organism: Phaedon cochleariae (mustard beetle)
Lineage: Eukaryota; Metazoa; Arthropoda; Insecta; Coleoptera; Chrysomelidae
Source: the annotation of a GenBank genome assembly
AUGGAAGCGACGUUUUUCCUGAUAAUGGCGUACUCCCACACGUUCACGCAAGGCAUGACGGCUCUGUCGAUAGGUGUCGCCUUCAGCGGCUUUGCUAUCUCCGGAUUCAACGUCAACCAUCUCGACAUAGCGCCGAGGUACGCCAGCAUUCUGAUGGGCAUAUCCAAUGGGAUCGGCACGAUAGCAGGCGCCAUUUGUCCGUAUGUGGUCAGGAGGAUAGUCACGCAUAGGUCAAGAGAAGAAUGGAAAAUAGUUUUCAUAAUAUCAGCAUUCAUACACUACUCUGGCAUCAUCUUCUACGGGAUAUUUGCCUCAGGGGAACUUCAAUCCUGGGCAGAUCCUACUGCUGAGGAGCAGAAACAAUGGAACCAGAUGUCGAUAAAAAAAUCAUCGACUGCUCUACCCCCACGUCCCCCCAGGCCUGCCGUUCCGCCUCUGGAGGCAGACGCACCGCCGGCGGUCCCGUGGCCGCCCGCGCCCACGCAGGAACCGCCCGUGGUCCCGUCGGCCGGCAACCCCUUCCGGACCGCCUCGAACCCCUUCAGGCAGGAGGCGGUGCAGCCGGUGGCGCAGGACAGGUACUUGCACGGUACCAUCGCUGAUAGAACGUACUAA